Messenger RNA from Notothenia coriiceps (black rockcod), 1314 nucleotides. RefSeq names its product spectrin beta chain, non-erythrocytic 1-like. The record is from RefSeq and is a predicted model, not a curated record. Lineage: Eukaryota; Metazoa; Chordata; Actinopteri; Perciformes; Nototheniidae. Gene Ontology annotation, molecular function: protein binding. The transcript is spliced from 6 exons. The annotation marks the transcript as partial.
GUGCAGAGCCGUCUGGCGGGCAUCGAGGAGCGCUACAAGGAGGUGGUGGAACUGACGCGGCUCAGGAAGCAGGCGCUGCAGGACGCGCUCGCUCUCUACCGGAUGCUGAGCGAGGCCAGCGCCUGCGAGGUGUGGAUCGACGAGAAGGAGCAGUGGCUCAACAGCAUGGACAUCCCCGAGAAGCUGGAGGACCUGGAGGUGGUGCAGCACCGGUUUGAGAGUUUGGAGCCGGAGAUGAACAACCAGGCGUCUCGAGUUGCCGUGGUGAACCAGGUUGCCCGGCAACUGAUCCACAGCGUACACCCCAGUGAGAGGGAGAUCAAAGCCAAGCAGGACAAACUCAACACCAGGUGGAGCGCGUUCAGGGACCUGGUGGAUCUGAAGAAGGACAGCCUGAGCUCGGCUCUGGGCGUCCAGAACUAUCACCUGGAGUGCAACGAGACCAAGUCCUGGAUCAAGGAGAAGACCAAGUUGAUCGAGUCGACCCAGGAGCUGGGGAACGACCUGGCGGGCGUCAUGGCGCUGCAGAGGAAGCUGACGGGGAUGGAGAGGGACCUCGCCGCCAUCGAGGACAAACUGGGGGACCUGGGGAAGGAGGCGGAGCGACUGGCCUCCGAACACCCGGAGCAGUCUGAGGCCAUCAAGGGCCGCCUGGACGGCAUCACCAGCGUCUGGGGCGAGAUGAAGGACACCAUGAAGAACCGCGAGGAGUCCCUGGGCGAGGCCAGCAAGCUGCAGCAGUUCCUGCGCGACGUGGACGACUUCCAGUCCUGGCUGUCCCGCACGCAGACGGCCAUCGCCUCCGAGGACAUGCCCAACACGCUGACCGAGGCCGAGAAGCUGCUGACUCAGCACGAGAACAUCAAGAACGAGAUCCGCAACUACGAGGAGGACUACCAGAAGAUGCGGGACAUGGGCGAGAUGGUGACGCAGGGCCAGACGGACGCGCAGCACAUGUUCCUGCGGCAGAGGCUGCAGGCGCUCGACACCGGCUGGAACGAGCUGCACAAGAUGUGGGAGAACCGGCAGAACCUGCUGUCCCAGAGCCACGCCUACCAGCUGUUCCUCAGGGACACCAAGCAGGCCGAGGCCUUCCUCAACAACCAGGAGUACGUGCUGGCCCACACGGAGAUGCCCACCACGCUGGAGGGCGCCGAGGCGGCCAUCAAGAAGCAGGAGGACUUCAUGACCACGCUGGACGCCAACGAGGAGAAGAUCAGCGGCGUGCUCGACACCGGGCGCCGCCUGGUUGCCGACGGCAACAUCAACGGCGAGCGCAUCCAGGAGAAAGUGGACUCCAUCGGCGACAGGUGA